ACGAUACCAUAGACAAAAUCAUAAAAAUAUGCCACGCGAACACAUAUUUAUAAAAAAAUAUUAAUUUGACAGAAACCAAAUAACGAAACACGUGCGAUUUAAUUUUUACAUCAUCUAAAGUCGAUCAAUUAACGUGAAUACAUGAAGUGAAAUGUAAUAAUUCAUCGAUAAAUCACAUGUCACAAGUGCCAAACAAAAGGGCGAAUCCUGGUAACAUUCCAAAAACAAACUGGUUCGUGUGAUGAUGAACUUGUGAACCGGCGACGCCGUGUCGUUUCAGUGCCACAGAACUUUUUGUUUUCGUUCUUUGUUCGUUUUACUGUUCGCAAAUGAAGUGACCAACGUCCAGUGGUGUGAUUUUUAGUAGUAUUUUGUUAUACGUAGUGUAGUUUUCACAAUAAAAGAACAAUGAUAAAAAACGAAUUGGAGAAUGGCGGCGGCGACGCCACCAGCAAUGUGUCACCGACCAAACUCAUGGUCAAUUACAUACCGGAGCUCAUGACGCGCGACAUGAUGUACGCGCUGUUCUCCGCGAUGGGCAAGAUCGAGAGUUGCAAGCUGAUCGCCAACCGCGGCUACGGGUUCGUCGAGUACGAGAAACACGAGGACGCGGAGAAGGCGCGCGCCGCCUUCAACGGACUGCUCAUGCAGGGCAAGACGCUCAAAGUGUCAUUCGCGCUACUCAACCCCGAGAACAAGGUGAGCCACAAGCCCGAUACCGAGUCCAACCUGUACAUCAGUAACCUGCCGCCCGACAUGACGCUCGAGCGGCUCAACGCGAUCUUCGGCCAGUUCGGCACCAUCACAAACAGCCGCGUCUCGCAGGGCAUCGGGUUCGUGUGCUACGAGAGCCGACAGCAGGCCGAGGAGGCCAUCAAACACAUGAACGGACAAGCGCCGCUGCCCGGCUCCGGCGCCAUCGUGGUCAAGUUCGCCAAUAAACCCAAUGCGAAUAAGAAUGCGCCGCGGCCGACGGCGCGCGUCAGCGUCGGCGUGCCGGCGGCGCCGCUCGCGUACAACGGCGCGGCGGCCGCCGUGUUCAACGGCACCGCGCCCGCCGCCUUCAACGGCACCAACCUGUCCGCGGCGUUCGGCGCGCGGGCCGCGUUCGCGCCGGGCUUCCCGCAGGCCUCGCCGCCGCCGCUGCUGCCCUCGCCGGGCAAGGCGCUGCCGUUCAUCAACAAGGGCCAGCAGCGGUUCAACCCGAUGGCGGCGACGAACCACACGCCGCUGCCGCUGCUGGGCGCGCCGGCGAGCCCGGUGCCGCUGCUGGGCGCUCCGCCCGCGCCGCACCAGACCACCGUCUACGUGUACAACAUCGGCGAGGACACGGAGGAGCUCGCGCUGUGGCAGCUGUUCGGCCCGUACGGCGCCAUCGACUCCAUCAAGGUGAUCAAGGACCCCGAGACGAAGAAGAACAAGGGGUUCGCGUUCGUGAACAUGCGUGAGUACGACGAGGCCGCGAUGGCCAUCCAGGCGCUCAACGGGUACACGCUCAACGGGCAGGUCCUGUCGGUUAGCUUUAAGACGCAGAAGAGGAGCGGCCAGUGAGGGCGGGAGUGCCGAGUGCCGGACGAUACCAUUCCAAUCGAUGAAUAUUUUUGUAGUGGCCGCGCGCCGCGCGGGUGCCGCCCGGCCGCCGGGGCCAGGCGGGCACUCAGAGUAGUGUGAUAAGUAUUUUUGUAAGAUUUGAUAUAGUUUUGUAUUGGCCAGAGCCCCGAGCCCGGAGCGCGACAUGACCGUUGACCGUUGACAGUUGACAGCAGUGAGUUUAGUUGCUUGCCUGAGACCUGAUACACUACUCGUAUAUAUGUGUACUGCGUAGUAUGUACUCGUAUCGUAUCGUAUGAUAUGUUUUAUUAUAUGGACUCUCAAUAUCGACCUGUCGCAGUAUGUAAUAUGUUAUGCCGCCGGUGCGCCCGCGCACCGUCCUAUUUUAUUUUGUGUAAAACAAACUUUCUGUAUGUUUUUUAAUCUUUAAUAAAUUUCAUGUUUAAAUAGAGUUUAUUGUAUAUUUUCUGUA
Molecule: messenger RNA, 2023 nt
Organism: Manduca sexta (tobacco hornworm)
Lineage: Eukaryota; Metazoa; Arthropoda; Insecta; Lepidoptera; Sphingidae
Gene: fne
Product: ELAV-like protein 1
Exons: 1
Coding region: 409-1551 (380 amino acids)
Cellular component (GO): ribonucleoprotein complex
Molecular function (GO): RNA binding
Source: RefSeq, a predicted model, not a curated record